Molecule: messenger RNA, 1777 nt
Organism: Saccostrea cuccullata (small rock oyster)
Lineage: Eukaryota; Metazoa; Mollusca; Bivalvia; Ostreida; Ostreidae
Exons: 4
Biological process (GO): proteasome-mediated ubiquitin-dependent protein catabolic process; protein polyubiquitination; negative regulation of translation
Molecular function (GO): translation repressor activity; ubiquitin protein ligase activity
Source: RefSeq, a predicted model, not a curated record
UUUGUCAGACAGGUUUAAUUGAAAACACUUGGAGGCUGUUAUGAAUGAAGACAAAGUAUUGAGAAGCAAGUGUCAAGAGAGAUCUCCCUCACUGAAGGAAAUCCACACAGGAUUAUAAAGUCACAGGAAAAAAGAAGUCUGGUGUCAGUGAUGUAUAGAUUGGUGUUACAGAAAUCUAUCACAGUGCCAGGUUUUAGUACGUGUAAACACAUUACCCAUGUGUCAACAGACCGGGUCUGGAUCAGUGAUAAUCACGGCAAUCUCAUCUUAACAAACACGACAGGUGUUACACUAGAUCGUGUGACAGGUUUAAGUGAAUAUAUUGGUGGAUUACAUACUGUGACGCGAGAUAGUGAUUUGAUUUAUAUAGACAGUCACUAUAACAUCAUUAAACUGUCUACAGAUAAAGUAAAGACCACAGUGAUACCAAACACAUCACCAUGGAUACCAUACAGUGUCUACAGCUCCCCUUCCACUGGAGACCUGCUGGUCGGGAUGUCUCACGCACUGUCAGACCAGGUAAACCGUUACACUAACACAGGAGAACACAUACAGACCAUACAGCACGGCAAUACAGGUCAGGGGCUGUAUAAUGUACCUAGAUACAUCACAGAGAACCGCAAUGGAGAUGUUAUUGUGUCUGACUGGUCCCGUGGUGUAGUGGUGACAGACAGAAGAGGAAGACAUCGCUUCUCCUACACAGGUCCUCCAUCAGGAUCACGACUAUAUCCACGUGGAAUCUGUACUGACGCGCUGUCACACAUCCUGCUGUGUGAUUAUAUCACCGACACAUUACAUAUUAUUGACCAGGAUGGUCUCUAUCUGACACAGAUAGAGACAAAACAACACGGGAUAGACACACCACACAGCCUGAGUUAUGAUGACAUCACCCGCUCUGUCUGGGUAGGAUCAUGGGAUAACACAGUGAACAUAUACAGACUUAUAUAUGGAGGGGAUAAUCUGACCAAUCCAAGCACUGAUGAAAUAAAUAAAGUGGAUGAGUUGAAGAAGUUUCUGAGGAAGGAGAAGACAACUGUGUCCCAUGCCAGAGGAAUACUUGUUGGAUGUGCUGGGGCUGGAAAAACAACGCUACUGAAGCGAUUAAGAGGGCAAAGUCAAAAUGUCAGCAAAGCUACAAUGUCAUCCAGUGGACUAACAACACUGCUGAAGCGAUUAAGAGGAAAACGUCAAAAUUUCAGUGAAGUUUCAGAGUCCACCAGGGGACUGGAAGUCCAUCAACAUGUCUUCAUUGUUAGAGAUGGAGUUUUAGAAGUGGCUGAUGAUGACUCACCAUUCAAGUCAUUUAUCAGAAUAAAUGCUACAGAUUUGAAACCAGACCCAAGCAGUAGUGCCGUUGCCAGCUCUGAUGCAAAUAAAAAAGAAGAUUUGGAUGAAGGAAGUACUGAUAAAAGCACUGAAGUAGUUUAUAACCGAGAGGAAAAGAAAGAAGAGAAUGUGGAAAUGUCUAGUUCACCCACGGAGGACACAGAAGAAGAGAACUCAGUAGAGGUAAUGGCCAGUCUUAUCUCCUCAGAAGCUCCAACUAUGGUGAAAGAGGAAAUAUUUCAGAAAAUCUUGUCUGAAAAAGAGAAGUUACCAACAGUAAGCAUGCUUGAUUUUGCUGGCCAGUUAGCAUAUUAUGCCUGUCACCAAAUUUACGUAACACCAAAGGCCUUCUUUAUCCUUGUGUUGGACAUGACUAAGAGGUUUGAGGAUGUUGUCGAUAAAGAGAGGCAUAACCAGGAAGGAUCAAUCUUCUCCGUGUGGACAAACAAAG